Molecule: messenger RNA, 4159 nt
Organism: Xyrichtys novacula (pearly razorfish)
Lineage: Eukaryota; Metazoa; Chordata; Actinopteri; Labriformes; Labridae
Source: the annotation of a GenBank genome assembly
CACCUGAAGCAGGAAGUGAGCAGACCGGACGGAUCGUGUUUGGAUCGCCAACAGCACACGGUGAGGGAUCAUUAUCGGGUUGAUUAUUAUUGAAAGAGCCAUCACAAAAAAAGGAGAUGCUUAUGAGAUAGAUUUUUAUGUUUUUGUGGGUUGAAGUUGUUUGAGUCGCUUCCUGAGCAGCAGCAGCAGCAGCAGGUGAGAUUCAGGGACCUGGGAGGUGUUCAGGUGUUUCUCAUCAUUAUUAUUCUCUACAGGAGCAUCAAGGCUGGCUGGUUUAAGUGUUUUACCACCACAAUACUGACUGAAAUCGAUAUUUGAACUUUAAUUUAGAACAUACUUAUCUCCAGGUAACAAAUUCUACGUGUUUAUGCACUUAAAUCAGAAAUAUACAGAGGUUAAAAGACGUCUAAAAUGUUAUUAAGUAAAAGUACGGUCACUUUAAACUUUAUUUAAGUCAAAGAAAAGCUGCCAGACUGUGAACCUACUUAAGAAGAAGUAAAAUGAUGUAUUUGUAAUGUGUAAAAGUACUGAGUACUUAAGAUAUUGUAACCAUGGAGAUGGGGGUAUGGGUCAAAAGGCCCCUUAAAAUGUUUAAAAUCACGUUUCCUCAAUCUAAUAGUUGUACUAUAAAUAUCAGCUUUAUUUUUACUUUACAGUUACUCAGGGUGACAUUAUUGAAUAUUUAAGGUGGUUUUUUUUUUUUUUUUUUAUCAGUGUUGCACUUUUCAGACGGUCCCUGAGCUCUAAAGUCUUUAUGGUUGUGCAGAGAGGAGCCAAAAAUUAGGACUUGAUAUGUUUUUAACAUAUUUUCUUAUCAGUAUAAGUGCAAUAUUGUCCACAGAAAUACAUUAACACUACUCAAAAGAAGUAAAAAUACACAAAAGUAAUGUGAGUAAAGGUAAUCACUUCUCCACCGCUGGUCCAGUUUUAUCUUUAUUUAAAAGAUAACUAUGAAAAAGUGAGAAAAACUUUAACGUUAUAAACUGCAGGACGUCUCAGAGAUCAGGGUUAUAGAUUUUUGGGACACUCUCGGGUGUUUACAGUUCUCUCUCUGUGCAUGAGCACUAACCGUUUACUCGUCCUGUUUUGCAGGUUUAUCUCGUCUAAAUGUGAGCUGAAGCUGUGACUCCUCAGCAUGACACGCCGCCUGUCACACCUUCUCCUCGCCGUCCUGCUGCUGGGUGUCUGCGCAGCUCACAGAGUCCAGAAUGAGACCGAGACGGGGGAGGCGAAAAUGACCAUCGACCAACCCAGCAGGAGCAUCGUGGCUAAGGAGGGAUCCAGCAUGGUGAUAGAGUGUAACGUGACGGGAGAGCACGCCGACAUCAAAUGGUUCAACUCUCAAGGACUUCUGCAGGGAGAGGACUCAGGUGAAGGGGGAGGAGGCGGCAUGUUUGUUCAUGUGUACUGUCCAUUAUGAGGGUGCAGCGAGAGAAAUUAAGCCAUCCAUACUUUAAUUCAAAACUUGAAACUCACAUUUAUUCUAGUUUCAUAAAGUGAAAUAAUUUAAGACUUUUGAAUGUUUGAGUUUUUUUUAUUACAGUUUACAGCUUGUAAAAUCAAAAUCCCCUUAAACAUGAUAAUAUUGUGAAAAACUCUAGUUUCUUUUCAGAUCUUUCAGACCUGAAAAAAAAGCCGAUAAACUCUGAACACCUGCACAGGUUAAAGGGAUAUUCUGCUGUAAACCUUAUUUAGGGUCAAACCCACCAUAGCACUGAGUUAGACCCCCCCUCUUAGACCUACUCUCUUCCAGCAGUCCAUUAGGGACUACAGCGGGGUGCCGCAGCUCAAGGAAGAACAUUUAUGAUCAUUUCUUCAUGGAAAUACAAUCCGACUGAGACGCUAAGACAGAAGAACUACAGCGUCUGUAAAAUGAUUAAUAUGAUGAUUAUUACUUCAAGGAAAUGAUAAAGAAAUAAUCAUAAAUGUUCUUCCUUGAGCUGCGGCACCCCACUGUAGUCUGUAAUGGACUGGCCUGAGGUCUCGCUACAAACAAGCGUCUGCUGGAAGAGAGUAGGUGAGUUGUGUUUAGUCUCUUUGCUAAAGAAAUGAGUCAAAGUUAAAAAGAUGUUUGGUGUCUAGUACUAUGUCUGUGACCCUAUAUGUCCUGUUGAUGAAGUUAGGUGCUGUUCUGAGCAUUAUUUGUGACUAUAGAGUGGCGUUUUGGUUGGGGGUGUGGCUCUCUGUAUUUCUAUCCUGCGGUCGUUACUAAAGUUGGUAUAACUAGAGAAGGAAGCGGUCGGCAACAUUCAUCUCUCUUUGUUCUCUGACUCUAGUUCAGGACACUCAUCCACCUGUCUGCUCCUAACAUAAAUGUGUGAUCGUCUUUUCCAAACUCCGUCAUUGUCGUGUUGUUUUAUGUAUCUUGACUGUAGGGGGGAAGUGGCAGAUCCAGGGAGAUGGCGCCCUGAACAUCACUGUGGUCUCCUUCAAGGACCGUGGUCGCUACACCUGCAGCGCCGCAGGAGGAACUAAAAACUACACCGUCACCCUGCGCGUGGCUCACAAUGAGAGCGGCCUCGGCCUGUACUUCGUCUGCGUCUGCCUCGUGGCCUUCACCAUCACCAUGAUCCUCAACGUGGCGAGACUCUGCAUGGUCAGCAGCCACCUGAAGAAGACCGAGAGAGCCAUCAACGAGUUCUUCCGCACGGAGGGAGCAGAGAAGCUGCAGAAGGCGUUCGAGGUCGCCAAGCGUAUUCCCAUCAUCACCUCUGCGAAGACAGUGGAGCUGGCGAAGGUCACGCAGUUCAAGACCAUGGAGUUCGCCCGACACAUGGAGGAGUUCGCACGGAGCGUUCCUCUGCCGCCGCUGAUUCUGAACUGCCGCACGUUUGCAGAGGACGGCGUGGAGGCGGAGAACCCGUCGGCGGAGCAGGUCAGAAACAGACAAGCUUUAGGCCCGCCCUCCUCCGCCAGAGCAGCAGAGGGAGAGGAGGAUGAGGAGGUGUGUCAGGCGCUGCUGUCAAACGAAGGGAAAGAGAACAUGGAAGGUGGCGUGGACGUCAAGGUGUCUGUACACACGGUUUCUGAGAAGGCGGAGAAUUAGAAAGCUGAGAUUUACCUCCAUGAUAAACCUGAUCCAGAGUUUUUGUGUGUUUACACUCGAUCUGAGUCACAGUUACAGUUUAGAAAGUUUGGGCAAAGUCACCCGCCAGUUUGACUCCAAGUUUUUCAGUUUUAAGCAUCAUAGAGCCUCAUGAACGUCUAACAGUCAGUACAACAUCGAACCUGAAAAACCAGUAUCAGUCUUUUCCUGAACAUCUACAACAACUCUCAGUCUUUAGUGAAGGUUUUAGCGCUGAUAUCAUCCCACUUCCUCGUCAAAUCCAAAAUCUAAAAACAGACCGAGUUCAUCCGUUUCAGUUUCAGCUUCAGUUCUUGUCAGUCUCACCCAUCUGUUUCAGAGUUUGGGACUUUGACGCCUUUAUUCAGAGAAGAAAUGACAGCAGAUCGAACAAAAACCACUUCAGUUUAUUUUGACCGACAGAAAUACUCACUGAAAGUCACUGAGCAUCUACAGAACAAACUUCUAAACUCACAUGUUCGUGUUUCUUUGUGUCAAAUGUUAUUGUGUCAUUAUUCUUAUCAGAAACUAGAGUGAAACUGCCUUUACCUCUUUAUUUGAAGUGACUUUUUUAGAUUAAAAUGUCAAAUAUUUACUGUCAUCUGUACGUUUUACAGCAGUUACUUUUAAAUGUGAUUUAUUUUAGGUCUGUAAAAGAGCUUGUGUGUGCGUACCUGCUAAAAUCAGAACUUUGUCGUUUAUUCGUCUUUAUUUAUUUCUAACAACAUGAUUCAUAAUUAGAGCAACGAUGUAGAGAAGAGAAAAGUGACUCGACGUUUGCAGGUUUUUCUUUCGUUGGUGUUAAAUGUGUUUCUGCAUGAGGUCAAAAAGCAUAAAAAUGUGUAAAAGUGUGUUUUUAUUCUCAGACAAAAUGUUAAAAGAAGAAAAUGUGUGAAAGUAUUUGGAGUCAAGUUCUCCUUCAUGAAAUAAAAAAGAAAAAUCAUUGCAUAAAAACUUGAAUUAAUCAAAUAAUGUAGGAAUUGUGAAGCAGUUGUUACACAUAAUCGUGUGUUUGAGUAAAACUUGAGUUUAAAUCUGAUCCUGAAGAGAUCGUGAAGAAAAUAAACAUGGGAUAAAUAAAACCUUAAAACAUGC